AUGUUCGGUAACGGAGGCUUAGCUCUCCUGGUCUGUUCCUUUCUCCUGCUACACCUCCCGGUUCUCCCGCUCACCAGCAACUGGCCCGUUAAGGACAGAAGGGAAGGGAGGGUGGAGCAACGUAGCACCCAUCUACAGUCACACUGCUCUGGGAUUCAGCAUGUCAAACAGACAGGCAACAAGGAGGAGGUGUUUCAGUGGUGGGGAGAGUGGUCCAGUUGGUCCUCUUGUUCCAGGAGCUGUGGAGGAGGAGUGAGGAGUCAGGAGAGACACUGUCUCAUACAGAGGCUGUCCACCACCCAGAACAUAAACAGUUCCUACUGUGUCGGAUCUCCCAAACAGUAUCAGCUCUGUCCUCUCCAGCCCUGUCCCAGCCCCAGUGUAAGCUUCAAACAGCACCAGUGUUCCCAAUUCAAUUCUAAAGCCUUUGGAAGAAGAUACUACCAGUGGAUCCCUCUUUACCCGGCUGACUACAUCAGCAUCUCCAACAAGCCAUGUGACCUGCAGUGUACCACCAUGAGUGGGGAGCGGCAGCUGCUGGUUCCGGCCCAUGAUGGUACAUUCUGCCGCGAUACCAAAUACCACGGAGUCUGCAUAGAGGGGAAAUGCCAGGCUGUGGGCUGUGAUGGGGAGCUGUACAGCAGUAGGGCAGUAGACAGGUGUGGAGUGUGUGGAGGCAACGGGACAUCCUGCCAGCGCAUCUCUGGAUCAUACAGGAAGGCACUCACACAGUUAGGCUAUGUGUUCAUCACCAACAUCCCUGCUGGAGCUUCAGACAUUCAGAUCAUCGAGAGACACAAGACCGAGAACAUCCUCGCCCUGUCAGAUGAAGCUGGUCAUUUCUUCUUCAACGGAAACACAGUGUUUGACAACCCACAAAACUUCCAUGUGGCAGGAACAGUGAUUAAAUACCGUCGUCCAGGCAACGUGUUCUCUGAUGGGCUGGAAUACAUCAUCGCCCAGGGACCCACGCUGCAGGGCCUCAAUGUUAUGUACUACAACCUGAAUGGGAAGCUCCCCCACAUCACCUUUGAAUAUACCAUCCCCCGCACACCUGAUGACAUCACCGCUGCAGAAAUCCUCACUACAGGAAAUGUGAACCUCACUUAUAGUGGGGUGAACGGGGAUGUGAUAGCGACCAAUCACAGCAGAGGGAGCGGGACAUCUGUCAAUCACCAAUCAGAUGUUCAGCUGCAGGAACAGGAAGAGGAGGAGGAAGUGUGGGAGAUCAGGACCCCCAGCCCCCCUCCUCCUGCUGCCAUCCUGCUGUACAGAGCUGCUGAUGUCACCAGUCAUGUGUUCAGGCAUAAUGAUGUGGAGGAGCCAGGACCCCCAGCACCCUCUGGAUACCGAAGUUCCUCCAACUCGAUUGACGAGCCCUCCGCUGCAGAUGACAACACUCUGGUGCUCUCCUUCUGCGUGUCCUCUGCAGCGCUGCCAGAAGACGCCCCCUUUCUGCUGCUGGAGGACUUGCACUACAACCAGACACACUUACACACACACUCCCUCACUCAGUCAAACACACACUCUGUUGAUCACACACUCACUGAUCCACUCUCACUAGCACAAACAGACACACAUUCAGACAUGCUCACAGACACACACUCUGUCACACACACAGAGAGAGAAAGUGGCACACACACUGGCCUCCUGGUGCAGCUGCAGCAGGGGCCCGCCGUCCAGGCUGCCAACACUGAGAGUAAUGACUUUGAUGUGGGUCUGGAGCCUGACAUCAGUCUGGCUGACAUGUACCGCUGGAAGGUUUCUGCUUAUGCUCCCUGCAGCUCCACCUGUACAACAGGUAUCACCACCAGCUAUGCCCUGUGUGUGCGGUAUGACGGCAGUGAGGUGGACGACAGUUACUGUGACUCUCUGACCAGACCUGAGCCCACACAUGAGUUCUGCACCGGGAAGGAGUGUCCUCCAAGGUGGGAGACCAGUGGGUGGAGUGAGUGCUCCCGGACGUGUGGCGAGGGCGUUCAGUAUCGGACGGUGCGCUGCUGGAAGAUGCUGUCGCCUGGACUCGACUCGUCCGUCUACGACUCCCUGUGUUUGUCACAUGACCUCCACAAACCGGCCAAUAGGAAGGUCUGCCACGGCCAGAGCUGCGGCCCCCAGUGGGAGGUGUCCGAGUGGACAGAGUGCUCAGCGCGCUGUGGCUCACGGGCCGUUCGCACUCGGGAGGUGCGCUGCUCCAUGGAGAUGAGACUGUGUAACAAGUCCUCUCAGCCAAUAGAAAGUGAGGAAUGUGAAGCCCCACCCUGCGACAGAAGAUGGACCUUCUCCGACUGGGGGCCUUGCUCCGGUGUGUGUGGAGAGGGGAGGAUGGCGCGCGCGGUGACGUGUCGAUCGUCGGAGGGGGUGGUGAUGUCAGAGGAGCAGUGUGACCAAUCACUGCGCCCCCUGGCCAUAUAUCCCUGUGGAGACAGAGACUGCGCCCCCCACUGGGUGGAACAGGAAUGGCAACAGUGUAAUGCUACAUGUGGUCGUGGGGUGCGGCAGCGGCAGGUGGUGUGUGCCGGGCUGGAGGCUGGUGUGUUCAAAGAGUCUCCAGACAGCAGCUGUGAGCAGAGCAGCAGACCGGAGAGCAGCUCCUCCUGCUUCCAGAGACCCUGCUCCAAGUGGUUCACCACGUCCUGGUCCCAGUGCAGUAAGACCUGUGGGAGUGGCGUCCAGGUUCGGGAGGUAAAGUGUUACCAGGGGGAGGAGCUUGUAACCAGGGGCCACAGCUGCGAUUCGGCCCUCAGGCCAGAAGCCAGGCAGAGCUGUGAGAUCCAGAGCUGUCUGACGGAGGCUCCAGUGGCGGCCCCCGCAGCAGUGGUAGAAGACUCCUGCCAAGACAAGCCGACAGCCAACUGUGCCCUGGUCCUGAAGGUGAAGCUGUGCUCCCACUGGUACUACAGAAAGGCCUGCUGCCAGUCCUGCAGGGGCCCCCGACCCUGAGGCCAGAUAUCCCAUUACACUCACACUGGUGCUACACAAAAGCCUGCUGCUAGCAAGGAAAGGCCCUCCCACACGCAUUUACCCGUGUAUCUCCUGUCAAUGUCACACCUGUUACUCUUCAUCCUGUUUCCUGCUUCUGUAUCAUCACUACUACAGAACACGUGCAGUAACUGAAAAAGGUUCCUGCUCAGCCUGACAGAGGCAGUGUGAUACUAAAUCUGUUCCUCCUGUCCAGAGAAUGUGGAAACUGAUACACUCAUUGACUUUAAUCUGAAACAGAAAGAGCAAACCACAUCCUUCCAUUUCUUCUUCACCCCUGUUCGUCUCGCUGUCACUCUCUACAUCUUACGGACUAAAAACAUCUCCACACUUUCUCCAUCACCGCAAGUAGCCCCCAUCCCACUUCAACGGGGUGCUGUGUAGUAAAUGUAGCCACUCCUUCAGGUGCUCUGUCCCCCCGAGAGCCAUGAGGCACAGACUGGACCGGGACACACCUUGUUUUGUGAGAAACAGCACAGCCUAAUGCCCCGGUGUUACUCUAACUUUACUGUAGCUCCUUUUAGAUGUUAUUUUUUUGUACCAGCUGAUCCAUGUGUCAGUGCCUAAAUCUUCACACUAUUCUUUCCACAUACGCAGCAGAGCUCUACGGUGCAGCAGGUGCAAACACGCUACAACAUCCCAAAACACUUGACUUAUGAGAAACGUGGUGCAACAUUAGAAACAAUGCAACUGUGCACAAGUUGACGUUCAGGAAUAAUAAAGUUGGCCAACUGUCUGUUAUCAGAGUGUUUUGCCAGUGUAUUUGAAAUGAGUAAGUUAGUUAUUUUUGCUAGCUAGCUUACAGCAGAUCUGCAAUAAUAUCAGAAGGACUCAUGUGACCACAUUGUUAAAAUAAGCCAAUAAAACUUUCAUUUUAGUUAGUCAACAACAGUGACAGUUGGUAAACGUUAUAAUCUCUGAACAUCACCAAGCACUCCAGUCAGAGGUGUGUGCAUCACUUUUUAGUAUCCCCUUUUUUCCGUUGUGUUUUGAACUUCUUUUAAAAAUUGGCUUUGUUCCAACAAUUUUUUGGCACAAUUGUAGGGGUUUUGCAUGUUUGUUUGAACUGUAGCGCGUUUCUUUUAAUGGAAGUGGUUUGGGCCGUUGUAGCACAUUUGCAUCUGUCGGCCACCGUAGGAAUACUCUUGGAUGUGGGAAAAGUGAUACAGUUUGCAGUGCAAAAAAUGAAAGUUGCUGUGAAAAGCAGCCGGUGCAGCAACACCUGCUCUCCUCCUGUAGACCUCUCCAGAAUGAAAUGAAAGCACGUCACUGGAGACGAGUAGAAGAAGAAACA
Eleginops maclovinus (Patagonian blennie) is the source of this 4276-nucleotide messenger RNA. RefSeq names its product ADAMTS-like protein 2. Lineage: Eukaryota; Metazoa; Chordata; Actinopteri; Perciformes; Eleginopidae. Bases 1 to 2943 code for a protein of 980 amino acids. Gene Ontology annotation, molecular function: metalloendopeptidase activity. Gene Ontology annotation, biological process: extracellular matrix organization; proteolysis. The record is from RefSeq and is a predicted model, not a curated record. Gene Ontology annotation, cellular component: extracellular matrix. The transcript is spliced from 20 exons.